AAACCGUUCGUUAUUCUUACUCGACAAACUGUUUGCAUGUGUAAACACCGAGGCUAUCUUGCGGUACUUACCCUAAUUCACCUGCCAUUUCUCUAUCAGGUGUUUGGUAAUUAGAUCAUUAGCCUCAGAAAGCAUUACGUAUUUCCAAUUUGAGGUAUGUGUAUAAUUGUGGAGUAACAAAUCUGAAGGCAUGGCCACAAUGUGUUGGGACUAUGGAGCAGGGGUGUGUGUGGAGAGUGAAACGCUACCUUUGUUUGUGGGUUUGUCUGGGCGGGUAAUUGAUCCAGAUAAUCAACAAUAGACUGACGUCAGCGCUCUGGGAAAGACGCCCGUAAUCUCGAUCAGCUGUGUCAUUAAUCGGCAGUAAACCCUCGCGUCUAUGCGAACAGGUGGAAUCGGUUGUCGCUGUUUUUCUGGCCGUUCCCAGAGUCUGUUAUUUACAUGUCCUGGAGCCGAGAAGGCGGGACAGAAAAAGGUAGCCGCUUCAGGGAGCAAGAGGUUCAAUCUUGAAGACCAGACCCAGCACAAACAUUACUAUAACUAAGUAUGGUCCUGAACAAAGGAGAAAUGGACGGCACAGCAAAUGGUGCUCCUAACAGUGAGGAGAUGGAGAUAGAGGAGGAGCUUGGUCCAGAGGAGGAGGAGGAGGGAGAGGUGGAGGCUCAGGAGGAACUCCCCACAGCUCUACAUGUGGUCAAUGUACCAGAUGAGCUGUUUGGGGACCUAGCUGUCAGGAACGCGUUCGAGGGUCUCUUUAUGGCCUACAGCGACAGAGCGUCUUUCUCGUACCUGAAGAGCUUUCGGCGAGCGAGAGUUUACUUCCCGACGUCGGACGAGGCAGCGAGAGCGAGAGUCGAGCUGCAUCUCAAGGAAUUCAUGGAGAAGGAGCUAAAGGUGUACUUUGUGCAGAUGGAGCCGUCCAGCAGAGACAGAGACCCCCACCUGCGCCCCCCCACCCCAGAGAAACAGUUCCUCAUCUCUCCGCCAGCCUCACCGCCCGUCGACUGGGAACCAAUCACUGAGCAGCACCACGUGAACUAUGACCUCCUCACAGCACUGGCACAGCUGUCACCAGGUGAGCCACACGAGUUGAUCCCUGCCGAGGGCGACAAGCCGAGCAUCGUGAUCCACGUGUGUGAGGACACGCCCGAGCAGCGCGCCAUGGGCCUGGAGAAACCUCGCAUCGUGCAGACCAGGAGACCCGACAUCUCCGAGUCAUGAGCACGUACAGAAAAACUGCCUCCAACUACUGCUGGAGGACAGGAAAGGGUUUACAAGAAACUCUACAAGGACUGGUAAAGCAGGGAAAUGUGCAAAGUACAUGCUUCUUGUACCCCUUCAACAGCCUCUCGACCUGUCCUCCAAAACAUGUGCCAGAAGUCCUGUGGAAAGAUCUGUAAAAUUUCUUGAUCGUUCACUGCAACAUGCUUGGCUUGGCAUCACAGUACUGCUCACAGUGCAGACGUUGUAAGAACAUAACAAUGUACAGAUGAACAGCAAGUAUAUGUUACAACUGUGUACUUAGGGCCAAGGCUUUAAUACAGAGGAGCGUAGGCUUAGAAAAUACAACUGUAGAAAAGAUAUCCACCAAGUAGUCAGUGGCUUAUUUAUUGUUGAGGACUUUGUUUUAUUGAGAAUGAACUUUCCGUAGCUAGGAAACAGCGGUGUGGAGCAAUUACGGUAUUCAUCCACCAGGGAUGGAAGUUCGUUUGGCGGAUAGUUACACUGGAAUACCUACCCUGAAACUUUAGUCGCACAAAAAAUGAUGGUUGCACAUUGGACAUGAAUGAAGUAAGAUGUAACUACAAACCUCACUGCCUCUCUUCUGAGCUUGAAUCUAAAAUUCUGUAGCUAACGUCAAAAUUUUAAACAAGUGAUUUAACAAAGGUUUUAUUAUUUUCUGACACUUGUGUAUAGGCCAUAUACAAGUGUUCAUUAUUAUACACCAAUGUAUAGAAGCAACCUCAGUCAAAAAUGGAAUGCACAGCUCCAAGUUUGGGACGGGGUACCAAAAAAA
Branchiostoma floridae (Florida lancelet) is the source of this 2017-nucleotide messenger RNA. Its product is annotated as calcipressin-2-like. The record is from RefSeq and is a predicted model, not a curated record. The coding region runs from base 547 to 1221 and encodes 224 amino acids. NCBI's taxonomy places the organism in Eukaryota, Metazoa, Chordata, Leptocardii, Amphioxiformes, Branchiostomatidae. The transcript has 5 exons. Gene Ontology annotation, biological process: calcium-mediated signaling. Gene Ontology annotation, cellular component: cytoplasm; nucleus. Gene Ontology annotation, molecular function: nucleic acid binding; calcium-dependent protein serine/threonine phosphatase regulator activity.